AUGGAGUCGGAGCAGUUCAGGGCCGGGGCCGUGUACCUGGGGCACUAUGCCCCGCUCCCCCUGGCCAGGAUCCGCCCUACCGCCAGCCGCGACAAUCUGUGUUUCAUCAUGGUCCGCAGGCCGCUGGACCGGGCCGUGGCACACUACACCAGAUUCGGUGUGAUAGACCGGUUCAGCGGCAAGGAUAUGCACAAGUUGACGCUCAGCGAGCUUGACCUGGCGGUACGCCAGACAGGCGGCGGCGAGUACAUGACCAGGUAUUUGGGGUGCGUCGACGAGGAGGAUUGUGAGCAGCCGGUAGCCUCCAUCAUGGAUUCUGCGAGGGCGCAGCUUCGCAGGUGCCACGUGGGCAUCACAGAUCACUUCAAGACGACCUUGGCAUAUCUGAAAGUACUUCUCCCGUGGCUCGACCUGGAGUCGAUAUCCGAUAUUCACGCGCGCCCUGCGAAUUACGUCGAUGGCAACCGUUUCCUCGGGAAGUUGCAAAGUACACCAGAGAAGGUCGAGGCGAUACAGAAGUGGUACGCGGCAGACAUGGAAAUCUACGACUACGGCAGGGGCCUUUUCCUGAACCAGACCAGGCACGCGCUGAGGUGCUACGGGCACAUCAGCUCCGACGACCACGUUGAAAGGCUGAAGCAGAUGCGCACUAUAUCCCGCAAGGUGAAGCGGAAGCCCGAGACGUACCAGUGGGAGAUCGCGAAGUGCGUCGAGAGAGCCGUGUACUGCCGAGAGGGAGUCCUUCGAGAAAUGUGCAGCUGCACAUCCGCGGAGAGCACGUGA
Molecule: messenger RNA, 783 nt
Organism: Prorocentrum cordatum
Lineage: Eukaryota; Dinophyceae; Prorocentrales; Prorocentraceae
Source: the annotation of a GenBank genome assembly